AUGAGUAAUUUUAGAUUACCAAAGACAGAUAUCCAAUGUGAUGUACAAUUCAUAUUCGAACAAAGGGAAGAUGUAUUGAGAGUUUAUAUAUUCCAACAAGUUAGAUCAAUACAUAUCGAUUUUUUAAGAGAAAGGAGUUUGAAAUGGAAUGAAGUUGAAUGUAAACCAUAUCUAUUGGCUGGUUACAACUAUUUCCAAUUGUUAAAAGAAUAUUAUAAACGAACAAAAGAGAAUAAUAAAAAGUGGUAUCAUAAAUUGAUUGCUUACCCUUUGGAAUCAGAUAGAACAAUCUAUCAUACAUUGAAAACAGCAGUUCGAUAUGAUAGAUUAGAGAUAAUAAAGUAUUUCAUGGAUCAAUACAAAUUGUAUGAUUUCAUAGAGAAAUUGAUGAACGAAUCUGUUAUCAAUGGAAAAUCAAAGAUAUUUCAUUAUUUAGAUCAACUUUUAAUAUCGAUUGGCAGGAUUCAUUCGUACGUGUCGAACAUGGUUAGUGCACCUCUAGGUAAAAACAUAGAAUUGUUACAAUGGUUGACUGAAAAGAUAUCGAAACACAAUAUUGAAGAUAAUACAACUAUAUAUCCUAAAACGAUGAUAUUGGAUGCAAUAGCAAAUGCAGUUAUCGUUGGUCGUAUCGACAUGAUAGAAUAUCUCAUGGCUAAAUGUAACUUCACCACUAUACCAGAUAAGAUUCGACCUUUUAUUCUAGAAAAUGGUAUAAUGAGUGGUAGCAUUGAAAUGGUUGAAUGGAUUUUAGCACAUGGUGUCUGUUAUAGACCGUUGGUCUUCAUAAACUAUAUAGAGUUUUCAGCUAAAUAUGGACAUCUUAACUUGGUUCAGUAUUUCGAGAGUAACAAUAUCAGUCACUUUACAAGUAAAACGAUUGAAAAUGCAGUGAGAUCAAAUAAUUUGCAACUGGUUGAGUGGUUACAUCGCAAUCAUGGUGAAUUAUUUACAACUUUGGCAAUGGAUCUAUCGGCAAAGAUGGGUAUCUCAUUUGUGAAAUGGUUUCACUCGAAUCGAACUGAAGGAUGUACUAUUCAAUCGAUGAUAAAUGCCUCAUUCAACCAUGAUUUAGAAACAGUUAAAUGGUUACGUGAGAACAGGUCAGAUUCCUAUAACUGCAGAAUACUCAACCAAAUUAUCGUCAAUUCAAAUCGAUCAUCCUAUGAGAUCUUACAAUAUCUUUACGAUCAAAAUCUAUACGUAAAAUUUGAUAUUAAUCAACAAAAGUUAGAAGACAUCUGUUACAAGUGCGCGAGUAAAGAUCGUUGCGAAGAUAUUCUUAAUUUUAUGAUAGAUCAUCAAAAUCAAUUAUUCUCUGCAUUAGAUUUGAAAAAAGCAUUUAGAAAAGUAGACAAAAGAUUGGGAUUAUAUUAA
This is a messenger RNA of Heterostelium album PN500, 1377 nucleotides long. RefSeq lists its product as uncharacterized. The coding region runs from base 1 to 1377 and encodes 458 amino acids. NCBI's taxonomy places the organism in Eukaryota, Evosea, Eumycetozoa, Acytosteliales, Acytosteliaceae. The record is from RefSeq and is a predicted model, not a curated record. The transcript is spliced from 2 exons.